Molecule: messenger RNA, 2875 nt
Organism: Marmota monax (woodchuck)
Lineage: Eukaryota; Metazoa; Chordata; Mammalia; Rodentia; Sciuridae
Gene: Sergef
Product: secretion regulating guanine nucleotide exchange factor
Exons: 10
Coding region: 26-1138 (370 amino acids)
Source: RefSeq, a predicted model, not a curated record
GGAAGCGCCGGCGGAGCGUGCCCGCAUGGAGCGCGAGCCGUGCGCCGCCUCGGAGGCCGACCCCGCCGCGCCCGCGCUCUUCGCUUGGGGUGCAAAUAGCUAUGGCCAACUUGGCCUUGGCCAUAAGGAAGAUGUGCUUUUGCCCCAGCAACUGAAUGACUUCUGUAAACCUGAGUGUGUCAGGAGGAUCACAGGAGGAGGGGGCCACUCUGCAAUUGUCACAGAUGGAGGAGGCCUUUUUGUUUGUGGCCUGAACAAAGAUGGGCAGUUGGGACUUGGUCACACAGAGGAUGUUCUGUAUUUUACCCUCUGCAAAUCCCUUCUUGGAUGUCCUAUCCAACAGGUGGCCUGUGGCUGGGACUUUACUAUUAUACUCACAGAAAAUGGUCAAGUUCUAUCAUGUGGAUCCAAUUCCUUUGGCCAGUUAGGAGUCCCUCAUGGGCCUCGAAGAUGUGUGGUUCCCCAGGCCAUAGAGCUCCUGAGGGAAAAGAUUGUUUGUGUUGCUGCUGGACUGAGGCAUGCGUUAGCUGCUACAGUGAGUGGCAUCGUGUUCCAGUGGGGGACUGGUUUGGCAUCAUCUGGACGAUGGUCAUCCCUCAGGCAGACUCUCCCAUUAUUUUUGACAGCAAAGGAACCAAGCAGAGUUACAGGCCUAGAGAAUUCUAAAGCAAUAUGUGUUCUUGCUGGCUCAGACCACUCAGCUUCAUUAACAGAUGCAGGAGAGCUGUAUGUUUGGGGAAGUAACAAGCAUGGGCAACUGGCUGCUCAGGCUGCUUUUCUUCCUGUGCCCCAGAAAAUAGAAGCACAUUGCUUUCAGAAUGAGAAGGUCACUGCCAUCUGGAGUGGGUGGACACACCUGGUUGCUCAGACAGAAACCGGCAAGGUGUUCACCUGGGGCCGAGCAGACUAUGGUCAACUAGGGAGGAAAUUGGAGUCUCAUGAUAGCUGGAAACUAGAAAAACAAGAUUCAUCCUUCCCUUGCUCGAGACCACAGAACAGCCCACCUUCAUCUCUGCAUUGCCUUACAGGAGCAACUGAGAUGCUGCCCCAUCUUCUGUUUUUAUUUUCUGAGAAUAUGAAAAUAUGGAAUGGUGGGAAAAAUAUAGCACACCAAACUCCUGUCCUACUCCAUGGGUAAUAGAGUUGCCAUCUUAAAGGGGUAUUCCAGAAUGUAAUAUUUACUCUUUCAGCAUUGUCACAUUUGUUAUGCUCUGUCAUAUAACUGUUUACUGUUCAACGAUAGCACGUCUGCAGCCAAGCAAAGGAAGACCAAGAAAUUAGGUAGAAAUAGAUUGUCUUUCCUAAAUACACAUUUUUUUGUUGUUGUAGAUGGGCACAAUACCUUUAUUUUAUUUAUUUAUGUGGUGCUGAGGAUUGAACCCAGUGCUCAUGCAAGCAAGACAAGCACUCUACUGCUGAGCCACAACCCCAGCCCUAAAUACCCAUUUCUUCUAUCACUUCAGCCUCUUUUGUUCCCUGCAGAAUAUCUCUGCUGUCUUCUCUGGUGAGCUUUAUGGAUGAUUGCAACUUUGUGUAUCUACUUAGCAUGAGAUGCUGUUUGCCAUUUUUUUCCUUCAUAGAACUUCAAUUCUAUGUUACUUCAUAUGCCUAUAUAUUCCUAUAAUGUUCUGUCUUUCUCUGUUUGCCCACUGUCAAUUAGACCUUACUCCCAUGUGUAAACUUUCUAUUUCCUCAUGUCUUUGUCAUUGGGAAUUUAAUGACUAAUAUAUCCUUAAUUCAGGGUAAAGAUAACCAUAGUAGGUGUAAGAGUAUGGACUCCCUCCUACUAUCAGAUGCCAGAGUCCCUGGAAGGUUACGAGAUUCUGUAAUGUAACACAUUGAAUUGGAAGUCUGGACAGUUGGGUUCUUGCCUUGGUUUGUGAGCAACUUUCUGCUUAGCCUUCAACAGGUCACUUUUCUUCUUUGGGUCGCAUUUUUCCUUUGUCAGGAUAGGUGCUUGUAGGGAGGGUUACAGGUAUGAGUUAAGGUGCCUGUACUGUAUUGUAACCAAGCCUAAUCUUUACCCAGGUACACUGCCUUUUAAAACAGUGGAUCAAAGCAAUGGUGGAACAAACAAAAACUGUCUGAGGGUUUUUUAUAAUUUCAUUUUUACUUUUUUCUCUCUGGUAAGUGUAGGACUACAGCUACAGAGUGAAGCCUUAGAACGAGUUUUGGUCUUCAGGGAAGAAAACUUGAACCAUGAGCAUAGUACCCCAGAGCCAGUAGCAGAGGUCCUAGCAACAUGUUUUCUGGGCAGAAGGGCCUUUGCCACUUUGGGUGUUGGAAGCUGGUAAGGGCAUAGUGGCCUUUGAGUACUAGGGUUUGUCCCCAGAGAAUCUCUCUUUCUUGACGACUUACUAUUUGCUUUACCCCUGAUAGUGCAUGUCAAUGAGCAUCAGGACCCCAGGUGGGAAGGAUGGGGCCAAUCCAGUACAGUCUUGUCAAAAACGCAGACAUAUCCUGUGGGCAGAGAGAUUCACAGAGGCUCUAGAAUCCAAGGUUCCUAAAGUCUAACCUAAUCAGGGCCCAUAUGGUCACCCAGUACUGGCUUGAACCCUCUUUCUAGGGAUUAUGUUUUAGGACAAUAAUUACUAUUAGAAAGCUCUUUCUAUGUUGGUUAUCAUCACUACUUUGUGAGGUAGGUAGAAAAGGAAAUUUAAAAAAUAAUAAUUUUAAGUUUCUGAUUAUGAAAAUAAUGUAUGCUUAUUAUAAAAUUAUAGGACAACAAAAUCAUCUGUAAUUUCAUAGCCUAGAAAAAACCACUGUAAUAUCCUAAUGUAUUUUUCCAUCUUUUUUCUGUAUGUAGUUGUUAAAAAAUUAUGAGGUAUUAUACAAAAUGUGUUUACCUCAUUUCCAGAUUUUCCACCUAUAGUAA